GGAAAGACUUACACAAUGCGAGGCUCGAACGCGGAGCCAGGAGUCAUUCCUCGCGCUGUGAAUGAUUUGUUUCAAAUGAUUCAACAAGAUGUGGAUCGAGAAUUUCUUCUUAGAAUGUCAUAUAUGGAGAUUUAUAAUGAAGAGAUAAAUGACUUAUUGGCUCCUGAGCAUCGAAAACUGCAGAUUCAUGAAAAUCUAGAGCGGGGAAUAUUUGUCGCGGGGCUGCGAGAAGAAAUUGUUGCCUCUCCUGAGCAAGUCCUUGAUCUCAUGGAGUAUGGAGAAUCUCAUAGACAUAUUGGAGAGACAAAUAUGAAUUUGUACAGUAGUAGGUCCCAUACUAUUUUCCGUAUGAUAAUUGAGAGUAGGGAUAGAAGUGAAGAUGAAGACAAUGAUAGCUCUUGUGAUGCUGUCCGUGUAUCAGUGUUGAAUUUAGUGGAUCUUGCUGGUUCAGAGCGUGCUGCAAAAACUGGGGCAGAAGGUGUCCGACUCAAAGAAGGUUCUCAUAUAAACAAAAGCUUAAUGACUUUGGGAACUGUGAUUAAAAAAUUGAGCGAAGGUGCUGAGAGCCAGGGGGGUCAUGUUCCUUAUCGAGAUAGCAAGCUUACACGAAUUUUGCAACCUGCACUAGGGGGAAAUGCUAAAACAGCUAUAAUAUGUAACAUAACACUUGCUCAGAUACAUACAGAUGAAACUAAAAGUACUCUCCAGUUUGCAAGCAGAGCAUUGCGUGUCACAAAUUCUGCUCACGUGAAUGAGAUUUUGACAGAUGCUGCUUUGUUAAAGCGCCAAAUGAAAGAGAUUGAAGAGCUUCGUGCCAAAUUGAUGGGUUCUCAUUCAGAGCAUUUGGAAGAGGAGAUUCUGAACCUUCGAAAUAAAUUAUUAAAGAUUGAACUGGAAAGGGAGCGCAUUGCUUUGCAGUUAGAGGAGGAAAAGAAAACCCAAGCUGAAUGGGAGAAGAGAGUAAAGGAGCAAGCCAAGAAAAUUGAAAAUUUGAGUUCAAUGGUUUUAUUUUCAAAUAGGGAUGAGAGUCGUGAACAUAUUAAAAAGGAGAAGAGGCGGGAUACAUGGUGUCUAGGAAAUCUUUCACAGGAGCAUCUACGAGAUGUAUACUCUAGCAUCCGGCCAAAUGCUUCUACUGUAAAACCUGUAAGACCUAAGCAAGACAUGGGACCACUUAUUCCUUUUGAGGAACUUGUAAAUGAAGAUGUUUAUGAGGACGAGUCCUUUAAGGAAGAUGAUAAUAAAGGUGAUGCUAAUGAGAAUUGCAGUCUACCAAACCCUUGUGCUCUAUUGCAUGUAACGAAUAGGAAAAAGGCUCCAUCGCUGAAGAAAAGCUUAUCCAUGGAGGACAACAAAUUUCUAGAAUUACAGGCAGAAUAUGAGAAUUUGCUUCUAAAAUUUGAAACUCAGAGAACUAUGAGUGAGAUACAUAUUGAAUCAUUGAAAAAACAGCUAGCUGAGGCAAAUUCUCUUGAUUCCACAGAAUCUAUUGAUUGUUUAAAUUAUGCCAGUAGUGUUAAUUUCAACGGGGCUAAAGAUAUGAGCUUUAGAGAGUCGGAGACUAUUCUUGUUAUCAAGAAGCUUCAAGAGCAGAUUAAGGUUUUGGAAAUGGAAAAGUUAUCAAGCCAACAAAACCUGGAUAAUGUUGUUGAUCUGGCAACAGAGCAGAACAUAUGUGUCAGGGAGAAAUAUGAAGAGCUCUAUGAAGAGCUUAUAAAUGCACAGGAAGCAGCUCGAGCGGCUAAUGAACAACUUAGUUCCAGAGAAACUGAUGAAAAUUUUGACUUUGUGGUCAAUGUUUCCAUGGGAGUUCAAGAAAUGAUGUCAGAAGUACAAAACUCUAAAGAAGCUGUUCAAAGUAUUAUUUUGAUGGUGGAUGAUGCUAAUAAAAGUUUCUCGGCUCUCUGUGAUGUGUUCCUUGAUUUCAAAACCUCCAUAUCUCGGAAUUCAGCAGAACAAAAUGUAAUCUUGAGUAAUUAUCAGAAGUUGAAUUCUUGCUUAAGACAAAAAAUGUCCGAGCUUGAGAAUGAGAAGAUUCUUUUGGACAACCAAUUAGCUGAUCUUCAAAAGCAUCUUCAUGAAUCAAAACUAGAAGCUCAGAAUUCCCAAAAUUCUUUGAUGGAACGCUUUGAACAACAGGAAUUGGAAAAUGCAGAGCUGAUUUCAUAUAUUAAGACUCUUGAGAAAGAUAUAUCAUGUUUAACAUCAUCUUCAGUAGCCAAGGAAAGGGAAACUUUAAGAAAAGAUCUUGAGAAGGCAAAAGCCAAGUCAAAAGAAACUGAGUCCAAGCUUAAGAUUGUCAUACAAGAGAAAACAAAACUUGAGGGUGAGAAAGCCUAUGCUGAACGUGAGAUUAAACGGUUGCACAGUCAGAACUCUCUUCUUGAACGUGAUAUCAAUAAACUCGAUUCACUUGCUGGUAGAAGGCGUGAUUCAAUUGUUGAUAGGAGUUCAAAGAUGUUCGAUCCUAAAAGACCAAAAAGUCUUGCUUUUUCUCUGGAACAAACAUUACAGGAAGAGCACAAAAAGCUGGAAGUUUUUGCAUUUGAAUCGGAAACAAGAAUCACUUCAUUGGAAGAAGAACUAACGGCUGCAUUGAAGGAUAAAGAAGAGGUGAUAUCUAUUAACGAAGGUUUGACUUCAGAGCUAGAAGGCUUAACUGAAAAACUGAAUACAUCAACCUAUGAACUGUAUAAUUUGAAGGAGGAGAUCUCAACUCUUAGACAAAGGUUGGAAGAAUCUGAUCUCAACCAAGAAAACUUAAAAAGCUCUAUCAAAGUAUUGAUGGAAGAAAAGGAGGAGUUGGCAAUGCAACUCACAGAUUCCCUUUUGGGAAUAGAAGAGGAAAAGGCGAUAUGGUCUGCCAAGGAGAAAGAUGCACUUCUAGCCAUAGACGAACAGACAAGGUCAAACAAUGUGCAAAUUACAGCAUUAUCAACAGAAUUAUCAGAAGUAAGAAAUGAAUUGGAAUCAUAUAGAGAAGAAUGUUGGACUCUCCGGGAAAGAUUGACUCAUUCAUGGGAAAAUGCACAUCUCAAGGAAAAACCCAGGGAAAAGGUUUUAGAUUUAGAUCAACUGGAAAAUCACCUACAAACAGUUGAUGCUGAGAGCAAACAAUCGCGAGAAAAUCUCGAGAGCAAACUUUCCAUUGUGACGGUAGAAAGGGACAAAUUGAUGACUCAGGUGGAAGAUGUACAGAAACAAGUUAUGGAAGUGGAAUCUCUGCAAAAGCAUUACCAGGCUGAGUUAUCAAAGGCAAAGGACCAUGUUGAGGAGCUGAGUCAGAAAAUUUCCUGCAUGGAAAUCAAAAUGCAUGCGGAUGAAGCAACAAAUCACAAAGGGAUGGCUAAACAUAGAAUGAGACUCCGUGGAUUACAAGCUAAGCUAGAUGCUUACCGUAAUAGAUAUAAGGAUGCAAUUGAUGACUCAGUUUUAAUGAAUACAAAGUAUGAAGAAGCUUCACGGAAGCUGAAAGACCUGUUGGCUUCGAAAGGAAUAGAGGUGCUCAACCUAAAGAAACAGCUAGCUGCUGCCAAAGCUGUGAGUACGCUUGGUAGGGAGACUUUGAGUGAAGAAUUCGCUGAACCACUUGGAUAGACAAGCGGAAGAUAACUUGGAAAUGACAAAGGAAAAGAUUUGGGUAUGGAAGAUCCAAAGUAGGAAGGGAAUGCUGUGUUGUUGGCUUUGUAUAGGGAUGACUACACGCUAAUUGAUAACUCAUCUAUUCUGCAAGGAUUAUGUCAAAGACAGCCUUAGGCACUACUGACAUAAUAUAUCAACGUACAAUUGUCUCAAACUUGGCUGUUUUAAUUGAAGUGGCAAGGGUAUGCAAUAUAAGUUGUUCAUUGUAAUUAUUAGACCUUUAUCUUGUUAUCGCUCAUAAAUCACAACACGUAACCGGCCGGGUCGACAUGGGGCAUUAUAAAUAUAGAAAUUGUUCAGUUGUAGCUAAAGAUGUAAUCUCAGCAUCCUGAGUAGCAUUGCUGAUGUUAUUUUUUGCUGUUUAUCUGUGGAUUUAUUUUCUGCUUUGGGCACUGGCUAUCAGAUUGCUGAUAAAUUACAAGUGGAGCCAACAUUCAUCAUACCAAGGACUCAUUGCCGCAUAUUUAUACAAUGGAAGUGAUCAUAUCUGCAAAGUAUCAAAAUGGUUCCAACUAGGAAAAAACAAUGUGUCUCCCAAACCACUUAUAUCAGUUUAUUGAGCAACUUUCUCUAGUAUUUAACUUGGUACUUUUG
This is a messenger RNA of Gastrolobium bilobum, 4236 nucleotides long. Its product is annotated as kinesin-like protein KIN-7O. Gene Ontology annotation, molecular function: microtubule binding; microtubule motor activity; ATP binding. The transcript is spliced from 32 exons. The record is from RefSeq and is a predicted model, not a curated record. Bases 16 to 3597 code for a protein of 1193 amino acids. NCBI's taxonomy places the organism in Eukaryota, Viridiplantae, Streptophyta, Magnoliopsida, Fabales, Fabaceae. Gene Ontology annotation, biological process: microtubule-based movement.